UCUGUGUUUUUGUUUGGCGAAGUACAUUUUUAUUUACGUUUGCCUUGCAUACUAUUACUUGAUUAUAAUUUCAACAAAAAUUUAAAUUAUCCGGGAUAAUGAGCAAGAAAGCAACACGAGGCAGCAAACCAAAACCAGAUCCGGAUGCGGAGGGAUCUGCAAAAAAGACCACUGCUGCGGCGCUGAAAAAGGUGCUGUUUGUGUCCGAGGAACUGCUGCCCAAGGAAGGGGACGAUGGGCGCCUCCGGCUGGAGCGCUUUUUCCAUCCCGGUCAGGGGAAGGAGGCUCUGUUCGUCACCCAUCCCGAUGGCCAGAUGAUGGAGCUGCUUGAGUACGCAGAGCCGCGUCGCAGUUGGCUGGUGAACAGCGAGGUGUGCUCCAAUGGCAGGAUCUACAUGACCACGCCGGUGGAUCCCACGCUCCUUGCCCUCCACCACCUCCGGAAGCAUUGUGCGCAAAGAGCAAUAUCGCUGGACAACAUUGCCGUGGAUGAGGCCAGCACCAGUCGGUUGCUCAACGAGAUCCUCGACCCGGAGAGCCUUAAAUGCGUGUCGGAUGUGAAGAGCUCCGGCGACCAGAGGUUCUACAAAUACAACCAAGAGCGAACGUUGGCCUGGCUAGCCCUGAAGACGCGCCAGGUGGCGGCCAUGCUCAAGGAGAAGCAAAUCCACUGCGGGCACAGCGCUCAGUCGCAGAAUUUUGUGCGGAGCGAGAAGCUGGCGUCGGAAAGUGUCACCAACGAAAUGGACUACACACGCAUGGCUUGCGACAUUGUGGGGCGGUAUUUGGAUGCGGAUCUGCAUGGCCUGCUCACCGGCUAUCUGCAAAUUCCCAGCGAGAUUCAGGCGAUUGUCGAGGAGAAGGCUGCUGCCCAGAAGCGGAAAUCCAAGGCGGGCAAGGACGAGGGCACCGACUCCAAGAAGAUCAAGCUUAACGACAGCGAUGCCGCCGCCAAGCUAAAGAGCAGCGGUCUGGUGGACAGCGAUGCAGAUCCCAAUGCCAGCAUCACAUCGCCCACGCCGACUCCGCUGAAGGAGCGCUCGCUGACCGCCAAGGAGAAGGCCCUGGCCAAGGGCGCCAAGGGAACCAAGAGCAUUGCCUCGUUCUUCAAAGUAAAGUAGAUUAGGUCACUCAUAAGUUAAUCAUAGGUUUUCUUUUUUUACUCACAUUGGCUCAUUAAUUCGCGUACUUUACCUACUAUGAAUGUUUAAUUUUUUACAAUCAAUAUAAUAAUAUUAGUUUUCA
Molecule: messenger RNA, 1245 nt
Organism: Drosophila subpulchrella
Lineage: Eukaryota; Metazoa; Arthropoda; Insecta; Diptera; Drosophilidae
Product: ribonuclease H2 subunit B
Exons: 2
Coding region: 99-1121 (340 amino acids)
Biological process (GO): ribonucleotide metabolic process; RNA catabolic process
Cellular component (GO): ribonuclease H2 complex; nucleoplasm
Source: RefSeq, a predicted model, not a curated record